GGGAUUGUUCAGGACACCGAUCUUGAGUGACCUGGGCCCUGCUCCUUAAGUGGGGAUGGAGGGAGGCGCGCGGGGCGCAUGCCCCAGACACGCCCUAUGGAAAUCGCUCCAGGGAUCGGUCUUUGAACUUAGUCGCUCAGCGCCGCUGGCCAGGUCUGAGCGACAGGUCCCAUUUCCCUGCCGGAAAGGGGUCGCGCUGGGCUCCCCCUGAGGUCUCCGCCUGUGUCCCGGGAUGCUCCAGCGGGUCCCUUUGCCGCGCGGGUGACUCCAGCGCCAAGCACCUCGCCGCUGCCUGCCCACCUCUCCUUCCUCCCUCGCCGCCCGGACACCCCGGGUCGCUCUGUCCCCGCCGCGCUCGUCGCCCCCGCACGCCUAGGCGCAGCCCCCCCCCCCAACGCCCCGUCACCCUCGGACUCCCGGUGCACGGCAGUCGGGGUUCCCGCUGCGCCUGCCUAGUCCCGGAGAGCCGCGUCCUCCCGGGUCCCGGGGCCAUGCGUCCCCGCGCUGUCCCCCGCCGCCCCGCGGGUGCCACCGUGGCGCUGGGGCUCGGCAGCCUCCUGCUGCUGCUCGGGCCGGGAUGCGCGUGCCCCGUUGGCUGCACCUGCACGGACCCUCACACUGUGGACUGCAGCGAUCGCGGGCUGCCCAGCGUACCGGAUCCCUUCCCCCUGGACGUACGCAAGCUGCUGGUGGCCAGCAACCGCAUCCAGCAGAUCCCCGAGGACUUCUUCAUCUUCCACGGCGACCUGGUCUAUCUGGACUUCAGGAACAACUCGCUGCGCUCGCUGGAGGAGGGCACGUUCAGCGGCUCUGCCAAGCUCGCCUUCCUUGACCUUAGCUACAACAAUCUCACCCAGCUGGGCGCAGGCACCUUCCGCUCCGCUGGGAGGCUGGUCAAGCUGAGCCUGGCCAACAACCGUCUGGCUGGCGUGCACGAGGCUGCCUUCGAGAGCCUGGAGUCCUUGCAGGUGCUGGAACUGAACAACAACAACUUGCGCAGCCUCAGCGUGGCCGCCCUGGAGACGCUGCCCGCUUUGCGCACGGUGCGCCUGGACGGGAACCCUUGGCUCUGCGACUGCGACUUCGCCCACCUCUUCUCUUGGAUCCAGGAGAACCCGUCCAAGCUGCCCAAAGGCCUUGAUGCCAUCCAGUGCUCACUGCCCAUGGAGAACCGGAGGGUGGCUCUGCGUGAGCUGUCAGAGGCCAGCUUCAGUGAGUGCAAGUUCAGUCUGUCCCUCACAGACCUGUUCAUCAUCAUCUUCUCGGGUGUGGCCGUGUCCAUCGCCGCCAUCAUCUCCAGCUUCUUCCUGGCCACCGUGGUCCAGUGCUUCCAGAGGUGCGCCCCCAACAAGGACACGGAGGAUGAGGACGAGGACGAGGAUGACUGAGCCAUCUUCGCCCACUCCUUGCUUUCCCACACCCAGCCAGUGGCGCCUCUCCUAGGGAGACGGACGGAUGCUGAAGACAGAAGCAUCGCAUCGCCCCAGGCAGUAAACAGGACGGAGCUUUCCUAGAUGCACCUGCUGGGACUGCGGAUCCCAGAGUAUAGAAUCAGCAGAGACGCAGGAAGAGUGAAGCCAUCCCUGAGCAGAGCCCCUCUUCCAGGCUGCGUGCCCGCGUGUGUGAGGAUGACCGAGUCAGGCUUCAUGGCUUACAGCUUCACAACUGUCCCCAGGCGAUGUGAGGACGUACAACUUCUGACCUCAGAGUUGUUCAUGACAUUCUUAUUCGGACGAGCUGCAUCAGAGACCAUGAAUCAUCCUCCUAAAAGGCAGCAGUUCUCUCAGUGGGGUUUUAAGUUCAGAUCAUUGUCUACAGGAGCAGGAAUUCUCCUUAUAUAGUAGGUCCCAGCAGCCUUGGGAUGCUAGACUGAGAACAAAUAAAUGUACGUGUAAUAGAUGAUGUUUGUGUUUUCCCAGAGCUUAUAUGUUGAAUCCAGUUCCCAAGGAGGCAGGUGUUUGAAGCAGGGCCUUUGGAUGUGACUUGGUCAUGAGGCUUGAGUCCUCCUAAAUGGAAUUAGCACCCUGUAAUAGAGACUGCAGAGACCUCCUUUGCUCCUUCUACCGAGUGAGGACCAGCAAGAGGAUGGCCAUGUAUGAAGCAGGAUGUGAGCUCUUACUGGAAGCCAGCUGGACCUCUAGAACUA
Nannospalax galili (Upper Galilee mountains blind mole rat) is the source of this 2146-nucleotide messenger RNA. It is a transcript of the gene Lrrc38, whose product is annotated as leucine rich repeat containing 38. Gene Ontology annotation, cellular component: voltage-gated potassium channel complex. The record is from RefSeq and is a predicted model, not a curated record. Bases 492 to 1388 code for a protein of 298 amino acids. Gene Ontology annotation, molecular function: voltage-gated potassium channel activity; potassium channel activator activity; transmembrane transporter binding. The transcript is spliced from 2 exons. NCBI's taxonomy places the organism in Eukaryota, Metazoa, Chordata, Mammalia, Rodentia, Spalacidae.